AUGCUAUGGAGUGUCAUUCUUGCAGCUGUUAUCACUGUAUGCGCAUCACACGGUGCUGUUCGUAAUCAUUCAACCGAGAUAAUUCAUCGCGAUCUUUCUCAAACUUCUCGAGCUCCUGUGAAAAGUGACUAUUUGCGACCAUGCUACUUUACUAAUUGGGCACAAUACAGAAAUGGGAGAGGGAAAUAUAUGCCUGAAGAUUAUGUUCCUGGAUUGUGUACCCAUAUUCUUUUCGCAUUCGGAUGGAUGAACGAGGAUUACACAGUGAGAGCAUUCGAUCCGGCUGAUUUACCGAACGAUUGGGCCGGGAAUGGAAUGUUUAAAAGAGUGAACGCUCUUAAGAACACGGAUCCAGCUCUCAAAACUCUUUUGUCGAUUGGUGGAUGGAGUUUUGGCACUCGUUUGUUCAAGGAUAUGUCUCAAACCCCUGUUCGUCGAAAAGUCUUCAUUACCUCAGCGAUCGCUUUCGUUCGUAAAUGGGAUUUCGAUGGUAUCGAUAUUGAUUGGGAGUAUCCUUCUGGUCCAGAUGAUGUUAGGAACUAUGCAAGUUUCAUCCAGGAACUCCAUGACGCUUGUGUUGAAGAAGCGAUUCAAGCCUCCAGGGCACGUCUUCUGGUCACUGCUGCUGUAUCUGCUGGAGAGAGUACUAUCGACGCAGGUUACGAUGUGCCUACCAUAGCACGAAGUCUGGAUUUCAUUCUUCUCAUGAACUAUGAUUUCCAUGGCGCAUGGAGCACAGAAACAGGCUUUAACUCUCCACUUUAUGCAAGGGAAGAUAUGCCAGAAGGGGAGAAAGUCUGGAAUAUUGAUUGGGCUGCUAACCACUGGCGCGAAAAGGGAAUGCCCAAAGAAAAGAUCAUUAUCGGAAUUCCAACAUAUGGACGAGGAUGGACCCUGAAAGAUCCGAAAAACAUCACCGUCGGCACCAUUGGAUCACCAGCUAGAAUCACUACUUUCACACAAGAAGCAGGAGUGGCAUCCUUCUAUGAGUUCUGUGAAAUGCUUGCGACUGGGGCUACACGGUAUUGGCAUGCGGAACAACAGGUCCCAUAUCUAGUACAAGGUGAUCAAUGGUGGAGUUAUGAUGAUGAGGAGUCUAUUAGCAAUAAGGUUGCAUGGAUUAAACGAAAUAAAUAUGGAGGUGCUUUCGUUUGGACAUUGGAUUUUGAUGAUUUCAAUGCGAAAUGCUCAAAUUCCAAUGGACAACUAUAUCCACUAAUUAGCAUUAUUGCUAAGGAAUUAGGAGGUGUAACUAUUCCAACGAAGGGCAAUCCUAUUCCUACCACUAAGACUACAACUACAACUACACCUACGAAACCGAUCAUCUCAUCAUCCACUUCACUUCCAACAACUGCGCCACUCCCAACAACAACACUUCCAGCGGUAGUUCCCUCAUUGUCGAUGAUUUGUGAGAAAAAAUCGGAUGGAUUCCAUGCAUGGGAAAGCAGUUGCUCACAGUUUCUUCUUUGCCUCAAAGGCUCCGGUUACGUCAUGUCGUGCCCGUCUGCGAUGCAUUUUUCCCGUUCGCGGGGAUAUUGUGUGCAGAUCGCUGACUCGGACUGUGCACCACCGACAACCGUCACGUCCACCUUAACUACAACAACAACAACAAAAACACAAGAAUUGGAGAUGUUCAAAUGCAAUUCGGACGGUUUCUACGCUGACCUGAAAAAUUGCCAAAAAUUCAUAAGAUGUGUGAAUGGAAUCUCGUAUAAUUUUGAUUGCCCUAGUGGUUUAUCAUUCCAUUCCGAUUCGCUGAUGUGUGAUCAUCCAGAUCCGUCAAAAUGUGCUGGAUUUAAUUAA
This is a messenger RNA of Necator americanus (New World hookworm), 1803 nucleotides long. RefSeq lists its product as uncharacterized. Gene Ontology annotation, biological process: carbohydrate metabolic process; chitin catabolic process. Gene Ontology annotation, molecular function: chitin binding; chitinase activity. The record is from RefSeq and is a predicted model, not a curated record. Bases 1 to 1803 code for a protein of 600 amino acids. The transcript is spliced from 15 exons. Lineage: Eukaryota; Metazoa; Nematoda; Chromadorea; Rhabditida; Ancylostomatidae. Gene Ontology annotation, cellular component: extracellular region.